Messenger RNA from Drosophila montana, 1248 nucleotides. Its product is annotated as distal membrane-arm assembly complex protein 2. Lineage: Eukaryota; Metazoa; Arthropoda; Insecta; Diptera; Drosophilidae. Bases 126 to 974 code for a protein of 282 amino acids. The transcript has a single exon. The record is from RefSeq and is a predicted model, not a curated record.
GGCGUCUGCUCGACGUUGCCAUAUUGUCAUAUUGAAAUUAAACUGCCAGCUGUUGCCACAGCUGACUACGUUUUGUCCCAACAGUUUUCGGAACAAUAGUGUGAUAAAUUCUUAAACAAAAUAGUAUGUUUUUGUUCCGUAUACGGCGUCUGCAGCCAAGUGCCAGCAUUUUAUAUCGAUGUGCAAGCACACUGCCCAGCCCCCAAUCGGAAGGGGGGGAAGUCAGCGCGACUGUAAAGCGGAUUCGUAAGGAGCUGGCCCAGGACAAACAGCAACUGAGCUGGCGUACACCUAUUGGUGACCGUCCAGAGGAUUGGAAUAGUAAAUUGAAACUGUUUUCCAACUCGGAGCAAAACUCCGAUUUCAUAGUCAUGAUGCAGCGGCCCAUUGAUCUCAGCCCUAAGAAUAUGAGAGAAUGGUGGAAUAAACGCCAGGAGCGUAUUGAGCGACACAUGCAACAGUUUGUGCCCGAACGCCAUAAGAUACUUGGUCCCGAGCUGGCCGCCGCUCAUUUUGUAUUAUAUCGCGGUGGUGCUGCCAAGUUCUUAAACGACAAUCGCUGGCAUCGCGCUUCUGAGGACGGCGAGUUUAAUCUUCCCAAUAAAUUCAAUGCAAGCUUCAAACUGGAGGCGCUGCGCUGCGACAACAUGCAGCUAUACUAUGAGGGACUGGAGAAUCUGCGCUGCUUGGAGCACCUAAAGUUUUUAUCCUUUCACAAUGUAAAAACCUUUGACGACUGGUGUUUGGAUCGCAUUACCGGCGCCGAUUAUCCACACCUAGAGGUUUUGGAUAUUUCGAACACUGCCAUAACAGAAAGAGGACUAGCAUGUCUUUAUCGCCUGCCCAAGCUAAAGCUCUUAAUUAUAAACGAUCCCAAGCAGUCGCUCGAAAUGGAAUUAGCCGCUGCUAUGCUGGAACUGGCGAUGCCGCCGCUUAAAGUCAUAGCAGCCGACACCAUACAUGACGAAACAUAACUUUGUAGAAAUAUACUUUAAUAACUUGUCAUAUCAUAUCACAUUAGUUCGUUUGUGGCUUGGUUUUCAUAUAUUCAGCCUUAAUUGCCUCGCGCUCUUCAAGUGGCGGUAGAUAGGGUACUAUUCCUUUGGCUCGACGAUCACUGCGUACCUUGUUCUGCAGAGGAUUGGAUUGGUUGUAGUUGCACAUGAUUUGUGUUGUACAUCAACAUACCCAAAACUCCUUGCAGUUAUUGUAGUUAGCAAAAUAAACUUCACACUUUUCCCGGUCAAA